Messenger RNA from Leptidea sinapis, 3904 nucleotides. RefSeq names its product midnolin homolog (gene stx). Gene Ontology annotation, cellular component: nucleus. The transcript is spliced from 5 exons. Lineage: Eukaryota; Metazoa; Arthropoda; Insecta; Lepidoptera; Pieridae. Bases 138 to 2357 code for a protein of 739 amino acids. Gene Ontology annotation, molecular function: protein binding. The record is from RefSeq and is a predicted model, not a curated record.
ACGGCCACAUCAAAACUGGGGUCUAGCGUGUGACCCUGUUCUUUUUGUCGUACUGUAGAAUAUAUUUAAUUUCUGGGAAACUUAAGCUUUGUGUAAUAUAAAAUUUAGUAAAUUUUUGUGUUAUUAGUGAGUAAAAAAUGGAACGUGCGACAGGAACAGAAGUUUUCGGGUGUGGUUCAACCCAUUCGUCAGACAUAACGCUAAAUAUACAAACGACGACUGGUGGUAAUUUCUCCAUUAGUGUAAACUGCAAAAACUCUAUUGAUCAUUUGAAAAAACUUGUGUCAAGGAAAUUGAAAGUGUCCAAAGAACGAUUAUGUUUAUUAUAUCGUGAAAGACAACUAAUAGAUGGAACUCUAGAAGAGAAUGGUCUAUUAGAUGGAUCACGCAUUAUAUUACUUCCGAGUGUUGAGACUGGUCUCCUGAGUCAAAGAUCUGAGAACUCAGUGAUGCAAGCAUUGGAAACACUAAAUGAUAACCAAGUGAAUGACUUUCUAAGUGGAAGAUCACCUUUAAACCUUACAAUGAGGCUGGGUGAUCAUAUGAUGUUGAUACAGUUGCAACUUUCAACCCUGAACUCUAGCUCAGCAUCAUCAAGUAUCAACCGUUCAUUAAAAACUUCAACACCACUUAAAGUUUCCAAAGAAGAGUCAUCAGAUGAACCAGUAAUUUCUCAAAUGCCUUGUAGUAGUCAUAAUACUGGCAUUGUAAAUGAAAAUGGCCCUGUUGAUGACCUAUGCAUAUCUUCCGGAUUGGACAAACAAGACUUGGAUUUGUUGCAUAACGCAUUUGACUUAUAUCGAACAAUGGCUGAAGCUGAGAAAUAUGCACAAAAGGUUGACUCAAGUCCAGAUAAAGAAGAUGUGUUAAGUUCCUCCAAUUGUACACUCUCAGAUUUGACUGACACAUCUGUUGAAAGUGAACAGUCUCCAAUCAAAUCACUAUCAAACUUAGUAUCUAGUCCCCUACAUUCUACCUCUGAUAACCAGGAUGUUAAGGCAAUUGCCAACUCUGUGAAAAACAGUUUGUUAGACCUACUUUCUAAUAAAUCAACAAAUGAUGUAGCACCCUCAACUAGUGCUUCAUGUGACAAAAAAGUAUCACCAGACACACAGACAACUGGAUCAGUCAGUGAUGAUGAUGGUGAACACUUUGCUGAACAAAGCUCUUUCCUUACUGAGAGUACAAUAGACGAAUACCCUAUGGAAAAUUUAUUUAACAAUGCCGUUGACAAAGGUUUAUUUACCGAUCAGGAUGAAACAAUGAUGGAUAGAGAAAUAUCAAAUUUGGCCACAACCAGCCAUGGAACACAUGAGUCUACUCCGGGGUCAUUGCCACCGUUCCAGAGCAUUAGUGAAAUAUCAAAAAAUAAACGUUUUCAGUAUUUACUACACAAAACAUCAAAGUUUAAACAUCCUAUUGGACAGAAUAAGCAAAAGGCGUUCAUCAAUACAGUGAACAAAAAUAAGAAAAGUUUAAGCCAAUCAAAUUUAGACUCAACUCUACCACAACCAUCUACCUCAAAGGCAGAGGCCCAAUCAACUAAUUCUACCAAAAAACUUGCAGCCAGCAGCCAGACUGAUAUCAGUGCUAUACCAUCAACUUCGCAACAAAACUCUGAAGAAAACCCUGUUAUAGAUUCCAAAGCCCUUAAGGAAGCUUCCCGAAGUCUCACUCAUAAGUUGAGAAAAUUAUCGAAGGAAGUAUUGACAAAGAAGAUAGAUCUUAAAACAUUGGAACAAUCUGUUAGGUCAAAAAUUAGCCCAGGUGCUGUGAUUGAAUCAAUGAAACAUCAUGGACGAGGAAUCUAUUCGGGGACAUUUUCCGGAACACUUAACCCUGCUUUGCAAGACAGAUUUGGCAGACCGAAAAGGGAUAUAUCCACAAUAAUUCACAUUUUGAAUGAUUUGCUGUGUGCUACACCACCGCUGAUACCGAAAGAAGUGAAACACACUUGCCCACACACGAGUAUAAACUUGGGUUCAGGUGACAACAAGAAAUGUCCGAUCUGCAUUCAAGCGUCAUGCUCGUGUGGCCAGUGUAACGGUCACUUACCGUCCGGCUCCAGGAAGUCUUGCACAUGUAACAAGGAUUGUCAGUGUAAUAGAUUGAAUCCACCAUUGUGCCAGAGCUGUGAAGCUAAAGGUGACCUCAAGGAACUCUGUCCUAAAUGUACAACAGCUAGGACUUUUGCUAUAGAGAAUACAAAGACUAAAUGUAAAUUGGAACAACUUAAACUGGUGAUGCAACAGAAAAAGGAAAGACGCGAGGCUCGCAAAAUGAAAACAUUGCCGUAUGCAACUCCAACUAAACCUAUACCCACCCCCGAACAGGAAGAGAUUGGAACUACUGCUUAGAUUCUUUCCAUAAUUGUAAGCUUAAUUAAGUAUGUAAUAUUGGAAUUCUAAACUAUGGUUGAGGAGCAGAAAUAAUUAUGGAGAGCCUCCUGCCUUUUACGGGGAACUUUUCAAGAUGUGUGAGGUGGCAGGUGUUAACAAACAAAGAGAUGUAGUGAUGUCCGGAAUUACUUCUGCUCCCGACUUGAGUUAAUAUAACUAAAUACCACCUACCAUAGAGAGCUCAUGAUAUCUUUUGCUAGUUGCUAAUUAACUAAAUUAUUGUAGGGUACCAUUAGUGACAACACUGUAUUACAUCACAUUAAACUAUUCUAAAUACUGUGUUAAAGCUAUUUCGGUUAUGUAAAUGUUAAGGGUUAUGCAUGUACAAAUAAAUAUGUAAUUAGUGAAUUGUUAGUUGAUAGUGUAAAGUAUUGACUCCUCUGAUUGUUGCCUGGCGCCCGGAGCUGUUGACUGCUUUUUGUUGUUAUAUUUAAUUAUUCUAUCACUUUUUAGAAAUUUGUUUACUAUUUUCGUUUUUGAUGUCUGUUAUUUGAAGUUCAUUUUUCGUAAUCUAUGACUUGUAUUGUUUCCUCUAAAAUGUAGAACUAGGGAGUAAAAAGUUUAUAAUUUAUUCUGGCAUGAAAUUGAAAACUUAUUUUUUCAUAUUUCAAUUAUUUUGUCCUCCGUGUUCUAUAUACUUGCGUUGUUAUUUUUAUUUGUUUAAUUUUCCAAUAAAUAUUUCCACAUUCACCUUAUUGGCUAUUGUUUUCUUAUAAAAUAUAAUAAUCCUCAUAUUAAAAUAAUUAGUAUAAUACAGCUUUGUAUAAUCAGGGAUAGAUGUAAUAUUUCAGUAGUGCUUGGACUAUUAUAACCUAUUUCUAUAUUAUAUUGAACCAAUAAACAUAAAUUAUUAGGAAGUAGGUAUCUUAAUAGUGUUUAAUGAUAACCCACAACUUAGUACUCAGUCAUAAUUAUUUACUGGGGCAGAUAUUUUUAUUGUAAACCAUAAUAUUAACUAUUUUAUUCAUGAAUUACUAUCGAUACAUGCAGGUUUUAUAUAAUUUUUAUCGCACACGCGAAUGCCUUAAGAUAUAUAUUUGGUAGAUAUUAUGUACAAAUAUAAUAUCUAUCGUUACUUAAUUUAUCUCAAUAAGCUGAUUUCUGUUCCGAAUAUCAAAGAGGUGAGCUGGAAAAUAUUCCAUGGGAAACCUUUAAGUGCCUAUUGAUGUUUAGAAAAAUUAUUAUUGUGCCAUAAUGGUCGGAAUGGGUUAUUUUAGGGCACUUUAUGUAGCCAACUUAUAUUGAAUGCAGAGAAAUAGCUUGAUCAGAAAUAUCAAUAACUUUAAAUUUACCCUUUUAAAUUGAAAAUAUUUCAACCAAUAAUAUUUACAGUAUCAGUGUUUGAUGUAUAUUUCUGGUCAAGUUAUGUAAAUAUAUUUGUUACCAUACUAUCUUCGAUUAAUUUGUUAAAAUAUUUAAUUAAUUCAUUAUAUUGUUAGGCUAAUCGUUUUCCAAUUGUUUUCUGUAUUUCAAACUUAUAGAUGGAAUAAAAUUAUGCAAUCAUA